AUGAAUUAUCCAUAUACAUAUGCGAGAUGUCGUUUACAAUUACAACCAGAUUGUGAUUUUAAUCCAGAUUCACUAUUCUUUCAUUUUCUUAAAUCAACAAAAAAUUCUUUUUGUUAUGAUGGAAGAAAAAAUGAUGGAGAAACAGAUCAAGAUUGUGGUGGAAAAUGUGCAACAAUAAGAAAAUGUUCAGUUGGUGCAACAUGUGACAAAUAUUCGGAUUGUAAAAGUGCUUUUUGUCAUAAUAUAACAAAAAUUUGUUUACCUUCAUAUUGUAAAGACAAAGAUAAAGAUCGACAAGAAACUGACAUAGAUUGUGGAGGAACAUGUUCUCAAGGAAAUAAAUGUGAUAAUGGUCAAAAAUGUAACAUUUCUAGUGAUUGUCAAAGUGAUUUAUGUAUUGAUGGAAUAUGUUUACCUUUUACUUGUAUUGAUUUGGAUGAAGAUGAAAACGAAACAGAUGUUGAUUGUGGAGGUAUUUGUUCUUUAAAAAGAAAAUGUUGUAAUUAUAAAAAAUGUCAAAAUAACACAGAUUGUAUAAGUGGAAAUUGUAAUAAUAAUAUUUGUGCACCUAAAAAUCAAUGUUCAAAUAAUUGUAUGAAUUAUUGUCAACCAAAAUUUUUAAUAACAUUUGGUUCUGGUUAUGAUCAAAUUUUGAAUACAACAACAAAUAUCUUUGGUUUUAUCACAGAUUUUACAUUUAAUUACACACAAAAACCAAAUAAUGGCAAUUAUGUUCUUAUCAAUUCUUUAAAUAACACAUUUUCUUCUUGGUUUAUUUUCCAAAUGGAUCAUACUCCAUAUGAUAAUGGUGGAUACAUGUAUAUUAUAAAUACUAAUCAAACAAAUUCAACAAUUUUUAAAUAUAAUGUUACUAAUCUUUGUAUUGGUUUAUGUUAUGAAUUUUCUGCUUAUAUAGCAAAUGUGAAUAACUUAACAAUACAACAAAAUAAUUCUUUUGCAAAUCUAAUUUUUCAAGUAGAAACUAUUUUAUUAAAGAAAAAUCUUGUUUAUGCUAAUAUUGGUAAUAUGGCAAAUAAUAAAGAAGUAACAUGGAUGAAAUUUGGUAUUUCAUUUAAUGCAACAGAAUCUGCUGUUACUCUUUCAAUGAUUUCAAAUAUUAAUGCAGAAAUGGGAAUUCAUAUUGCUAUUGAUGAUAUUGAAUUACGUACUUGUUCAAAUGAUCAAUCACGUAUAUGUUCAAUAGGUUUGUAA
This is a messenger RNA of Adineta ricciae, 1212 nucleotides long. NCBI's taxonomy places the organism in Eukaryota, Metazoa, Rotifera, Eurotatoria, Adinetida, Adinetidae. The record is from the annotation of a GenBank genome assembly.